Talaromyces atroroseus is the source of this 483-nucleotide messenger RNA. RefSeq lists its product as hypothetical. The transcript is spliced from 4 exons. The record is from RefSeq and is a predicted model, not a curated record. Bases 1 to 483 code for a protein of 160 amino acids. Lineage: Eukaryota; Fungi; Ascomycota; Eurotiomycetes; Eurotiales; Trichocomaceae.
AUGUCGUUCCAAGAUCUCCCCACGGUUAACGAGAUCAAACGCGCAGCCACUGCAGGCCAGCGCUUCACUCCGGAAGAUGUCUCCAGCAUCGCUCAGGCUGAGAGCGAAUUGACUGGGGGUGGACCGAUGAAUUUCGACGCGAGACUUGAUGCUCUCGCACAAAAGCCUCCAUCACAUAUAACCCAGGAAGAUGCUCGCCAGAUCCAGUCUGCAGAAGGUCGUGCCUUCAAUAGCCCACCCGGCCCAGCCAGCGUCUCAGCACAGAUAAGGUCAAUUGCUGAUCGUAAUGAGGCAUUGGGACUCCCAGCUGAUCCUGAUCCGGGCCCGGUAUAUGUGACGAAGGAGGAGGCCAGUGAGGCACAGUCGUUGGAGGCUAUGUACACGGGAGGAAUGGUUCCAAAGGGGAGUUUAGCGGCACAGAUGCAGAGUGCUGCUGAUAAACGAGAGGCGGCGAUAAAUGGGGUUACUUGGUUAUCGGAAUAG